Penicillium verhagenii is the source of this 912-nucleotide messenger RNA. RefSeq lists its product as uncharacterized. Lineage: Eukaryota; Fungi; Ascomycota; Eurotiomycetes; Eurotiales; Aspergillaceae. The record is from RefSeq and is a predicted model, not a curated record. Bases 1 to 912 code for a protein of 303 amino acids. The transcript has a single exon.
AUGCAUUCCACACUCAAAACCCUUAUCCUCCUCUCCACACCCAUCCACGCUGCCACCACGGCCCGCGUCUGGACACAUUUCUACCCAUCUUGCCCAGGCGAGCCCUUCGCCGACCUGAGCACAUACGAGAACUACGAAGAAACCGUCCGCACAACAAAAGUCCCCGCAGGUACCUGCACACAAGUCGGCGUCCCAUCCUACGAGCACAACCUCGUCAGCGCCAUCUCCAUAGAUGCCGAGCUUCUCUCCAACGAAAAGGGCCACCCCUUCCCACCAGAGAACAGCCCAAACUGCAAUAUCACCAUCCACGAGGUCCCAGAAUGCAUCGACGACCCACUCCUAUCAAAGGAAUUGCACGGUGGCGUCGAAGUCAGCGAGUGCCACGAGCGCAACUUCGUUGCAUACAGCGAUGUCUGGAUCCAACUCGUUUGCGAGGGCGAGCCAAACGACAACGAGAAACAAAUAAAAGAAUUACACCAGCAUCAAACCCAAACCCAAGCCGGGUCUAAUAUUGAUACUGAGUCCGAAUCUGAGUCGCUGGCCGAUCAACAGCAAGAUAUCCCCCGCAUCGAUGAAACGGCUUCUAUUCAGCACACAGCCAAUGUCCAAUCACCAGGCUCGAAUGCCAAUUCGUGGCACCUGGCGCAGACAGAGCACUCUGAGCGUGAGCCCGAGGAAGAAAGCCGUGUGGACAAUGUUGGACACUUGGAGAGUGAGGAGAUUGUGCAUCGCAUUAUGGAGGAGUUGAGGAGCAAGGAGCACGGUAUCAAUUUGGUUUCUGGGAAGACCAAUGCUACUCGUCAAUUGAACGGGACUUUGCCUGCAAAUGCCACUGCACCGGCCAACGGGACUGUUCUCUCCAGGCGGAAGUUGUCUGUCCUGCGGAAUCGGGUUGCGCGUUUGUAUUAUUAG